GUUGGCGAGGGAGGAGCGGCGAGCGCCUCUGGCAGCGCGCCGGGGGAGCCCGGCGAGGGGCCGGCUCGGCUCGGCUCGGCGGGUGCUGCGCUCACGCCCCAGCGCCUGACAGCGGGCGGGCGCCACCAUGAGCGGCUCCGGCUCUGCCUCGCACUGCGAGACCCAAGAGCCGCUGUCGGCCGAGGAGAGCCCGGCCAUCAGCGCCGUCAUGUUCUCCGCCGGGCUGCUGGGCAACCUGACGGCGCUGGCGCUGCUGGCCCGGCGCCGGCUGGGGCGGCGCGGCCGCCCGCUCUCCCUCUUCCACGUGCUGGUGACCGUCCUGGUGCUCACCGACCUGCUGGGCACCUGCCUGGUCAGCCCCGUGGUGCUGGUCUCCUACGGCCGCAACCGCACGCUGGUGGCGCUGGCCGAGGACCGGCGGCUGUGCCUCUACUUCGCCUUCGCCAUGAGCUUCUUCGGCCUGGCCACCAUGCUGGUGCUGUUCGCCAUGGCGCUGGAGCGCUGCCUGGCGCUGGGCCAGCCCUACCUCUACGAGCGCUUCGUCCGCCGCCGCUCGGCGCUGCUGCUGGCCCUGCUGGCCCUCUACGCCUUCGCCGCCGCCUUCUGCGCCCUGCCGCUGCUGGGCUUCGACCGCUACGUGCAGUACUGCCCGGGCACCUGGUGCUUCAUCCAGAUGCGCGCCGCCCAGGGCCCCGGCGGCGGCGGCGCCACCUACUCGCUGCUCUACGCCACGCUGCUGCUGCUGCUCAUCCUGGCCGUGCUGCUCUGCAACCUGAGCGUCACCCGCAGCCUGGUGGGCAUGCACCGCCGCGGGCAGACCUCGCGCCGCCUGGCCUCGCUGGAGCAGCCCGCCGGGCGCCGCAGGCUCUCCAUGUCCGAGGAGGUGGAUCACCUCAUCCUCCUGGCCAUCAUGACCAUCACCUUCAUCGUCUGCUCCCUGCCUUUCACGAUUGAUGCCUAUGUGAACAAGUUUAUGGAAAUCCAAGACGAUAAGAGGGACCUUCUAGCGCUGAGGUUCUUAGCAAUUAAUCCAAUUAUUGACCCUUGGGUCUUUGUCAUCCUUAGACCUUCAGUGCUGAGGGUAAUCCGUUCUGUACUGUGCUGUCAGAUGUCCCUGAAGAGCCAAGACAACAUGCAGACGACGACUCCUGCUGCAGAGUCAAAAUCCAAUAAACAGAUUGACCUUUGCGGGCAGUAAUCCCAGUCGCUUUCAGUGGAGACAUCUGGAAGAUCAUGCUAAAAUGGCUCCUCAGGGUCACGAACAAACUUAGAAGUAUAAACACGAUGGGAAGCUGUGCUUUUUAGGUUAAUAAACAAAUCCAUUUACUGUACAAUGGAUUGAGCUGCAGUCUGGCUGACGAGAUACUGCAGGAUUUGUCAAAAAGCAGAAGGGAAGUCCAUCUACAAUGAGUAUUUUCUACUUAUGGGACAGCAUCCUAGAGGCUAAUCAAUAACUGGAUUUCUGUUGCCACUAGACAGGAACUUUCAUGUUGAACUAAAGACGUGUGCUGCACUCUAGUGCGUUUGAAACGCUAAAAAGAUAGUGGCUAUUUACUGUAAGUCUCGGAGAUAAAUGUUUUCUGGAACACUAUGCCUUGUGAUGCGGUUUGGUGGGGAGACACAGAAGAGCUAAUAAUAUUGCUUUGGCUUAUUGGUUUGUUGCGAAACCCACCAAGUCCUUAUUAGCUUCGUGGAGGCUUAACUAACCAUUUAUCUAACUACUGAAACGGAAGUCUUUAGACCCCCGUGUAUUUCUGUCUCCGAGAUAUCUGUAUUGCCAUGUGCCUUCGUAUAACUACAGUCUUGCCCUGGGGUGGGAGGGGAGGGCAGGAAGGCUAAAGCUAGUUCCGCUUCUUGUCGCUCUAUUUUCCAAGUGCCGUACAGGUCGGGGAAGAAAAGCCAGCUGGCUUCCUCGUUUGGGGCCACAGCUGUUAGGAGGGGCAGAAGCAGGGUUCCAGCUCUCUGCUCCAGAAUCCUGAGUUUUCGAGUGGCACUCCAUGGGUAGGGUCAUGCUUAAUGGUGGGCAAAUGUCAACUGAGCUCCCCCGGUGUUGGAGCACUCAGCCCGUGCCCCACACCUCCUCAACAAC
Trachemys scripta elegans is the source of this 2089-nucleotide messenger RNA. It is a transcript of the gene PTGER2, whose product is annotated as prostaglandin E receptor 2. NCBI's taxonomy places the organism in Eukaryota, Metazoa, Chordata, Testudines, Emydidae. The coding region runs from base 128 to 1198 and encodes 356 amino acids. The transcript has 2 exons. Gene Ontology annotation, cellular component: plasma membrane. Gene Ontology annotation, biological process: positive regulation of cytosolic calcium ion concentration; inflammatory response; cellular response to prostaglandin E stimulus. Gene Ontology annotation, molecular function: prostaglandin E receptor activity. The record is from RefSeq and is a predicted model, not a curated record.